Molecule: messenger RNA, 1977 nt
Organism: Pocillopora verrucosa
Lineage: Eukaryota; Metazoa; Cnidaria; Anthozoa; Scleractinia; Pocilloporidae
Source: RefSeq, a predicted model, not a curated record
GAAAAUUUUUAGUCGGGAUCACGGGACUGAAGAACUCUUGCAGUGCAGUGUACGUAUCAUGAUUGGAUCAUUAACUCUACUCAGCACUCUUGUAGCUUUGCUUGGUCAAGGCCAAGCCUAUCAAAUGAGAUGGUGCACAGUUUCUGAUAAAGAACAGCAAAAAUGCAACGAGUUUCAGACUGUUCUGGAAAAACUGGGGAAAGAUUCCAAUGUUAACGCGAGUUGUGUUCAGGAUAAUAGUACAAUUAAUUGUAUGAAAAAAAUCAAAAACGGAGAGGCUGAUCUGAUUACGUUGGACGGAGGAGAAAUAUCUCGUGCAGGCAAAGAUUACAUGAUGACUCCUGUGGUUGCUGAAACUUAUGAUGAGGUUGGUGUUCCCUAUUACUAUGCAGUAGCGGUCGUAAAAAACAAAAGUACGAUCAAAACCUUAGAAGACCUGGAGGGAAAGAAAUCUUGUCACACAGGAGCGGGAAAACCAUCUAGUUGGGUUGUACCCGUUGGUACACUGUUGGCCAAGAAAUUCAUGACUCAAGACACCAGCUGUAAUCCGUACGUAUCAGCUGGGAAGUAUUUUAAACAAAGCUGUGUACCAAAUGUUAAGAACCCCGAUAUUGAUAAAAAUAAUGAUAAUCCCGACAACCUGUGCGCGCUAUGCAAAGACGAAUGCAGGACUAAUAAGGGAAAGUACUCUGGUUACAGCGGCGCCCUGAAGUGCUUGAUGGAUGAUGUGGGUGAAGUGGCAUUUGUAAAGCAUACAACCGUGCCGGCAAAUUCAAGUGGUUACUUGUACCUGUGUGAGAAUGGAGGGACUGGUGCAAUUGGAAACCACGAUAAGUGCAACCUAGCUGAAGUUCCCACUCAUGCUGUAAUGACGAGAGAGGGAAGCAGUGACAAAGCAAACUACGCUAGCAUCUUGUUAAAAGCAUCAGAUGAGUAUGGAAACGAUACCGGGUCUGUGUUCAGGAUGUUUGACUCAGGCAAGUGGGGCGGAAAAGAUCUUCUUUUCAAAGAUUCCACGAUCAAGCUUGUAGACGUCAGUGCUAAGAACUACACGGCAUUGCUUGGAUACAGUUAUUUGAAAGAUCUCGAGGCGUUGAAUGCAUGCCCAACCACACCCAUCCCAGCGACGACCACCCCAACCUCAGGAACCAAGCAGAAUAGGCCCUACUUUAUUGGUUCUGUCGUUUUCGUGUUGACAGCUCUGUUCCUGUCCGGAGCUGUAUAUCACUGAAAACCUUUACCAGAUAACUCAUCCAAGAGCUGCAGAUUCUAGAAGUGUAACGACUAGCUUAUGUAAUUUUUUAUUUGUCUAAUUUGGUAGCUAGAGUUUUCGCCGAUGUCACUUUGCUACAGUAAUAUAGCCUGAAAAUUCCCGGUAGAAACUAGAACUUUAGUUGCCGAAUUGCAGAGGUUCCACGCUUGUUACUCAACGCUAUUCGUCACGGUCCGACCGCGUAAGAAAUCUUAAUACAGUUGUUGACCAGCCGGCUGAUGUCGGCGUAGUUCAAGUCAAUGCAUUUUUUUUUUGUAAUACGAGUGUAACUGGCCUUGCAUGUAGUUCAUCGUUUUAUCCUUAAAAAUACUGAUAGACAAAGCUACGUGGAUAUUGAAGAUAAAACGGCAAGUGAGGUAUAACAAAGAGAAAGAAGUAGCUUUGUUGUUUUGUUCGGUAAACACCAAAUUCAUUGGAAUAGUGUCGAAGUAAGAGAACAAUGAUCGUUAUCUAGAAGAAAACAUUUUUUCUUUGUUUCGUUCGAAAGGCUGCACUAGAAAAGACUGUUGUGAGUUAUAGAAACGAUUAAGACGAAGUCAAUAACUUGAAGAAAAGGAAACUUACUUUUAAUGCUGUGUGAACAAGGAACGUAAUCGAAUGCUCAUGACCAAUUCUACGUUUUCUUGAAUAGAAAAGCAAGAAAGUGAAUUUUUACUUAUAAAAGUUUUUGUUCCUUUGUUUCACCAUGAUUAGAAUAAACAAAG